Molecule: messenger RNA, 4944 nt
Organism: Brassica oleracea var. oleracea
Lineage: Eukaryota; Viridiplantae; Streptophyta; Magnoliopsida; Brassicales; Brassicaceae
Exons: 10
Coding region: 1-4944 (1647 amino acids)
Biological process (GO): DNA repair; telomere maintenance
Molecular function (GO): DNA helicase activity
Source: RefSeq, a predicted model, not a curated record
AUGGGUGCUAAUGUUGAUCAUAGUGUUACUGGUACUUCAGGACCAUUUACAUACCGUGUAAAUGGACAGGUUAUUCAUAGGAUCGGGUCUCUACUUCCUGAAGAUGGUGCUCUGCCAGAAUAUCUACAGUUAUAUAUUUUUGACACAGAUAAUGAGCUAGAAAACAGAAAGCGAGCGUUCACUCAAGAUACCUCCUCUUUGGCUAUCCCUGACAGUGUCAUUGUUCAAUUGAUUGAGAUGAUGGACAUACAUAACCACCUCGCAAAGACGUUUCGCCAUGCCCGUGAUAGAUUUAAAGACACUGGUACUAUUGAAUACAGUAUCACUCUGGUCAGUCAAACUAACCUUGGACGUCAAUACGAUCUUCCAAGUGCGAGCGAGAUUGGUGGAUUGAUAGUUGGAGAUCUAUCUGCAACGUCUGUUGGUAGAGAUAUUGUGGUGGAGCUCAAAUCAUCUAAUUUGCAGAGAAUCAGUGAUCAACACCCCCUGAUGAUGAGCCUCCAAUAUCCAUUGUUGUUUCCGUACGGAGAGGCUGGCUAUAACCAGAGAAUGCCAUAUGAAGGUCCUGAAAUGUCUAAAGUAAGAAGAGAAUACAUGACAAUGCGUGAGUUUUACGCUUAUCAGUUUCAGACUCGGCCUACUGAGGGUAUGACGAUCAUAAAGGGCGGGAGAUUGCUGCACCAAUAUAUUGUAGAUGCAUACACUGCCACAGAGCAAGAGAGAUUAAGGUUUAUUCUUUUGAACCAAAAGAAACUCAGAGCAGAUUUGUAUAGUAAUGUGUGUGACGCUGUGGAGAGCGGAGAUUCAGAUGCAAAAAUGCUUGGCAGGAAGAUCAUUUUACCUUCUUCAUUCACUGGUGGACCUAGGUACAUGUCUGAAAAGUAUCUGGACGCAAUGGCUAUAUGUAGGUGGUACGGCAAUCCUCAUCUGUUCAUCACAGUGACAGCAAAUCCAAAAUGGGUGGAGUUAAAGGAUCAUCUGGACGCAUACGGUGGUGAAUCUGCUAAUAGCCGGCCUGACCUUGAAUGUAGGCUAUUCAAACUCAAACUGGACGAAAUGGUUUCCGAUUUCAAGAAAGGAGUUUUCUUUCCUAAAACUUCUGCAGUUGUAUACACCAUUGAGUUUCAAAAACGAGGACUGCCACAUGCCCAUAUUCUAUUAUGGUUAGAAGGAAUUAAGAAAGAAGCAACCGCCACAAUGAUUGAUGAGUACAUAUCAGCUGAGUUGCCAGACAGAGAUCUAGAUCCUGAGGGUUUUGCAUUGGUCGACCGCCAUAUGAUACAUGGCCCAUGUGGAAAACGUCGACCAAAAUCACCUUGCAUGGACAAAGGAGAAUGCACAAAGGCUUACCCUAAGCCAUUAUCGGAUCAUACACACAUUGACAAGUCUGGGUUUGUUAGAUAUAGAAGGAGAUCAGAUCCUAAGCAUUUAGUCUUGAAGAGCAACAUUGAGCUGGGAAAUCAGUACGUUGUCCCUCACAACCUCAGUAUUCUUAAAAAAUAUGAGGCCCAUAUCAAUGUUGAAUGGUGCUGCAGAACCAGUGCGAUCAAAUAUCUUUUUAAAUACAUUACAAAAGGUGUUGAUCGAGCUACUGUUCUUUUGAAAGAGGUGGAAAGAGGAGGCGGUGAGAAGGAUAAAAAGAAAGACGGAACGGAUGUGAUAAAUGAGAUAGAUAAGUAUAUGGAAUGUCGAUACAUCUCUGCAUGUGAAGCCUCAUGGAGAUUGUUUGCGUUUCACAUACAUCAUAAUCAACCUAAUGUUGUUAAACUGCCUGUACAUCUACCAGGGCAGCACCAUACUGUCUUUGACGAAUCUGCUAGAUUAGAGGAAGUCAUUUCAAAGGAAGACGUUGAGAAAACAAAGUUAACUGCAUGGUUUGUGGCAUGUGAAACGUAUGAAGAAGCACGAGAGCUGACGUACGUUGAGCUACCUACCAGGUUCGUUUAUCACACCUCAGGGAAACUAUGGACCCCCAGGAAAACCGGUGCAGCAAUAGGAAGAGUGGUUUACGUCAGUCCAGUGGCCGGGGAUAAAUACUUCUUACGGAUUUUGGUAAAUGUUGUUAAAGGGCCUAGGUGUUUUGAGGAUUUAAAAACAGUUGGGGGUGUGCUUUUUAAAAAGUAUAGAGAAGCAUGUUACGCGCGGGGGUUGCUUGAUGACGUCAGAGAAUGGCAUGAUGCUAUAGAAGAGCCAUCAUAUUGGGCUACGGGUCGACAGCUGAGACGGUUGUUUGUGAUUAUCUUACUUUUUUGUCAAGUUAUAAAUCCACUAAAGCUUUGGGACCAUACAUGGAAGUUUCUGGCAGAAGACAUCCUUUAUAUCAAACGAAAGGAAUUCAGGUUCCCAGGGCUUGAACUCAGCGACGACCAACUAAAACAAUAUACUCUGAUCGAGUUCGAACAGCUACUGAAGGAGAACGAUCAGUCUCUAGCGGAUUACCCUGACAUUCCAGUGCCUGAUAAUGCUAUUCUGACUGAGAUUUCUAACACAGUGCUGAUGCAGGAGUUGAGUUAUAACAUUCAACAAGAGACUGAGACACAUAAUGAGCUGUUCGAAACAAUGAAUCCAGAUCAGAAAGUAGUAUAUGAUUCGGUGCUAGAUUCUGUUCAUAAGCAAUCUGGACAGUUAUUUUUCGUUAAUGGGGCAGGAGGUACUGGGAAAACAUACCUAUACAUGACGAUAAUCGCAAAGCUUAGAUCAGCCAACAAAGUCGUCAUCCCAGUAGCAUCCUCUGGUGUUGCUGCGCUAUUACUCCCCGGUGGUAGAACAUCCCAUUCUCGAUUCAAACUGCCGCUUACACUGAGCGAUGUGUCAAUGUGUAAUAUUCCAAGAUGUUCUAUGUUGGCUUCGUUGAUAGCUAAAUCAGAUUUAAUAAUAUGGGACGAAGCUCCAAUGGCACACCGCCAAGCGUUUGAGACACUCGACCGUUCCCUCCGAGAUUUUUUGACUCCUGCAGAUCCUACGACUGCUGACAAACCUUUCGGUGGCAAGACUGUUCUCUUGGGAGGUGAUUUUAGGAAAAUAUUGCCAGUUGUGCCUCAUGGAAGAAGACCAGACACAGUCCUAGCAUCGAUCAGCAAAUCAUAUCUAUGGAAAAAUGCAGUAGUCUAUACUCUUUCCAUCAACAUGCGUUUGAGAGAAGCAGACAGGGAGCUUGCCAAAUGGAUUCUGGAAGUUGGUGAUGGGAAAGCUGAUACCGUCUCCUCUCACAGCAGCAAAAAUGAAGAGGGUGAACAAAUUGAUGUGAACCAAAGAUUCAUGAUCCCUGCAACAGACAAACCACACGAGGCAUUAGCAGCUGCGGCAUAUCCUGACUUCAUUCAUAAUUAUCGGAACAAGAAGUACUUAACAGAGAGAGCUGUGCUGACACCUACAAAUAGUACUGUGCAUGAGCUUAACGCAUAUAUGCUGUCUCAGGUUCCAUCAGAAGCUAAAGAGUAUCUGAGCUCCGAUUCGGUCGAGCUGGAAGCCACGCCAGAGGAUGAUUGGAGUAGCCACUACCCUCAAGAAUAUCUUAACUCACUUGAGUUCCCUGGACUGCCUAACCACAGGCUAUGCUUGAAGGUGGGGUCUCCGGUAAUGAUGCUGCGUAAUCUUAACCAAGCGUAUGGGAUAUGUAAUGGGACACGGAUGAUAGUCAGUCGAGUAGGUGAAAGGAUAGUACAAGUUGAGAUCAUGACUGGCACGAAAGUAGGUGAAACAGUGUUGAUCCCCCGGAUUCAGCUUUCCCCUCUUGACACUUUGCUUCCAUUCACGUUUUGCCGACGUCAAUACCCACUGCGUCUAUGCUAUGCGAUGACAAUCAAUAAAAGUCAGGGGCAAAGCCUCAAACAAGCUGCUUUGUACCUCCCUAGAUCGGUCUUCACCCAUGGCCAGUUGUACGUUGCUUUAUCUCGAGUGACAUCAUCGGAAGGGCUUAAGAUAUUAAACGAUUCCUCUCAUUCAGAUGGAGCUGAUGGAGUAACAAAUAUAGUCUACAAAGAGAUCUUCAAGGGCCUCUGUAACAACAAGGUUUACACUGAACUGGGGAAAAAAGCUCUCGAGAACGAGUUUGAGGUGAACUUCACACUAACAUUUCCUAUUGGUAACUCUGCCACACUGAAUCUGUUCGACAAUCAAGCAAUCGAUUUCCAGCUAAGACUUGAAUCCAUGCGUGUUGAUCCAAUGGUGAUUGUUGCCACAAACAUUAACCCACGAACAGUUGGAGCCCAUUUGUCCCUCAACGCCACGUCCGGAACACACAUCUACUUUGACGAGGAAACCUCAGCUGGUCAAACGUCUUUCAAUCAGUUGGUCACAAGAUCCACUGGUCUCCCACCUGCAGCUCCACUUCUGGGAGAGGUUGCAAAAGUCGAGCCCGUAACCAUAGCUGAGCUCAACAGCUUUGCUAUCAUCGCCGUGUCUGAGGAUAUUCAGUUCAUGUGUACCGGUAAAGUUAUUCGUGUAGACUCUGAUAAGGGAUGCUACCGAGUCGAGCUUCCAAUAGCUGAUGACACUGCACAAGGAAUCUUUGUCUGUUUUGAUGGGGUAAUGACAAAGUUGCAUGGUCUCGAAGCACGUGUAGCUGGACAAGUGUUGGAUGGCGAGGUGGGGUAUCCCGAAGACUCGCAUAUGCCCCCGUUUGUUACAAGCAUGGAGGGGAAAACAUACACUUUCCAUGUCAAGUUGACAACUUAUGAUUUCACAUCAACCCAUCAAUGCUUCACCGUCACCCGUAUUCUCGCGGAACAUGAACGACUGCCACCACACAAAUUUGUCACUUAUCAGGAAGAAAUUGCUAAUGAUGGUGCCAACGUCGAAGGUAUUCAGCCAAUCCUUGCAAAUGUUGACUCCGGAAGUACCGGCGGUGAGACAUCCUUGAUUGCUAUUAAUAAUCCAGUAGGGCGUGUACCAAAUAAGAUGGACAACGCAUCUAACUACAUCCUCAAGAAAGCCUUAGGUUGA